Molecule: messenger RNA, 1618 nt
Organism: Physcomitrium patens
Lineage: Eukaryota; Viridiplantae; Streptophyta; Bryopsida; Funariales; Funariaceae
Source: RefSeq, a predicted model, not a curated record
GACUUGGGAAGUAUAUCGUUGUAUUUCAGGGAAUAGAUGAGCUUUUAGUGAACAGUGCGAGACAAAUAUCAAAUAAUAUGAUGGAUCAUGCGUGAUUUGAAUGUGUGACUCGCAAGUGAAGCUGCUCAACAUGUCGUUGGACUGUGUACAUCUUGGUAGGAUUUGCUCAUCGGUAAAUGAAUUUAUGAAAUCCGAGCAUGACCGAAUCCCAAGUGUUUCAUACAACGUGUCCAGCAAUAUAUGGAUCUGCAGUUGCCAGCAUCAUGUUUCAAGUGUCACGGCACCGCCCAGAAAAAGCUGCAAAUGAAUCCUUUGAGUGUGAGAACUGAGUUGGGUUAUCCGGAAUCGAAUGCGAACAAUCGACUGCGGAGCUUCUAUCCUUGAUAGGCGCAGCGGAGCAGUUGGCCGCAGCCUGCCGGGACUGGGGCUUUUUUCAGAUUCAAAAUCAUGGCAUCCCACUGGAACUUCUAAACCGACUACGAGCACAUUCUCACUCAUUCUUUGAGCUGCCAUUGGAACAGAAGGAGCGAGCAGCCGCAUGUAGCGCAAAUAGCUUCUAUGGCUAUGGAAUUGCGAAGGGACGUACGUACUCCCCCAACGCAUGGAUGGAGGCCUUUCACAUGGAAUGGACACCUGCCUCACAAGUGCGCAGGCACAUGGAACGAAUUGGGAUUCCCCAACCUCAAUUCGAAGGUUUCUGUGAGGCGGUGGAGCAAUACGCUUCUCAGGCGGAGAAGCUGGCCGUGCAGCUCAUGGAACUUGUGGCAUUAGGUCUUGGCCUGGACGCAACAACCUUCUCUCGGCACUUUGCAGGGUCGAGCACCUCAACUGUGCGCAUGAACUACUACCCACCUUGCCCACAGCCCUCUCGGACGCUAGGAAUCUCGCCACAUUCGGAUUUCAACAUUUUCACAAUCCUGCUGCAAGACACCGUUGCUGGGCUGCAAGUGCUUAAGGACAAUGACGAGUGGGUCACCGUGAAGCCAAAUCCUAACGCACUGGUUGUCAAUGUCGGCGACACUUUACAUGCUUGGAGUAACGGGAGAAUCAAGAGCGUGAUGCACAGGGCCCUCGUAAACACAACAGAACCCAGAUUAUCGGUGGUUUACUUCUUCGGUCCUCAUCCUGACACAAAGAUAGACCCUAUACCGGCGUUGGUAAGCAGUGAUUGUCCCCUACGAUAUAGAAGUUUUGUAUACAAACAAUUCGUCGAGCAGAUCCUGCAGAAUCGCGGUAAGAAAGUCUUCGAGAGUCCCCUCAACUCUCUUCUUCUGUAGCUUUGAAUCUUUCAUGGUUUGCUGCAAAGGUUACUUUUGCUGUUGCAAAAAUCACAUCAAAUUGAGAGCCUUUAAUUAAACAGAAGUUUGUAGAUGUACUUUCUCCAUUAGAGUCCAUAUUAUUGCUUGCAUCGUGGUGUUCAAUAUCCAUAAUCCAGCCAAGGACUGCAGAAGUCUCGAUGAGUAUUUCUGGGUUUCAACUGAUGAAGAUUGAGCAUAAUUUCCCAAGUAAAUAGUGCAUGUCGGAGAGGGUGGGCAGCCUAUAGCAGUGUGGUGAUAAAUGUCUUCUUCGAUGAUUCAAUGGAGAACUGUGAAAGACUUAGCAAGCUCUACUUAACUCA